CACCGCGGCACCGGAUGUCAUGGAGUUAAAAAAAAGAGAGAGAAAGACGGGUGAGUGAUUUCCACAGGAAACUCCUUCCGCCGUGGAGCGCGUUUGUGAAGGGCUGCCAUUUUAGCGAGCUUACGCAUCACAAAUGAAACAUGGGGCUUAAAGUGGUCCAGCUCACCUCCAAGUCCCACCAUGAAAACAUCCUGUCGUCCCUCCAUCAGCUGAGGCUGCAGGGGCAGCUAAAUGACGUCACGGUGCAGGUGGACUACCAGGGAGACGUGCAGGAGUUUCAGGCCCAUCAGUUGAUGCUGGCGGCAUCCAGCGGCUACUUCAAGAAGAUCCUGCUCUCUCAGGACGCCGGCCGAGACAAAGUGCUGCUGUCCAACAUGCACUCUGGGGAUUUCUCCAAGUUUUUGGAAUUUGUGUACACCGGUAAAGUCGAGGUCGUCCGAGACAAGGUCGGCGACGUCCAAGCAGUCGCUCAACUGUUGGACUGUGAGGACCUGUCCGAGGUUUGUGGUGAGGCCAUGACUGCUGGAAUCCUACCAAAAACCACGAAGAAGAAAUCCGCAUCAAAAGUUGCAGAUAAGGGGGAUUUACACGGUGCCGAGGAGACGAAGAAGCAGCCGAAAAGGGCAGUUCUUAAGCGGCGGCUCUCUCCACAGAGCUCCGAGAAAGAAGUCAUCCCAAAAAGAUUAAAGGCAAAGGAAGUGAAGGACGAAGGACAAGGAAAAAUCCUCAAGCUGAGGUUGGCCGGCCGCAAAGUCCUUCAGAGGCGUUUAACUAAGAAAAGCGAGGCCAACCGAGACCCAGCGACCAACGAGGACACAGACGAGACAGCCGCUCCGGCGGAGAAAGGACACGCGCCUUCAUUGGAGACGCCAGAAUCGGAUAUGGAUGAUUGGGAAUGUGAGGAGGGUGUGCAGAGCAGUGAUCCCGAAGACUCCUUGUUGUUAUCUCCGGAGGACGAGGACUAUGAGGACGAUGGGGAAGAUGACGAGGAGGGACAGUCCAAGAAGACAGUUAAAAAUACCUCCAAGGCCCAGUUCCAGUGUAACAAGUGCCAACGGACCUUCCACUAUGAGAGAAGCUACUUGAAGCACAUUAGUACGUACCAUGGAGUGAAAGCAGACGUCGUCCAUCGCUGUGAGAUCUGCCAGCAGACCUUCGCUAACCGCAGCAACCUGAAGAUCCACGAGAAGCACGUCCACAGCAGCGAGAGGCUGUUCACCUGCGAAAUCUGUGCCAAGUCCUUCAAGCGAAAGAAGGACGUUGUCCGCCAUCAAAGACAGGUACACGAACGCAACACCAUGCGCCACAUCUGCCCCGACUGCGGGAAGGCGCUGAGCUCCAAGGCCGCCCUGUUGUUGCACGAGAGGACGCACACGGGGGCGAAGCCCUACGAGUGCAACGACUGCGGGUCCAGAUUCACCCAGAACUCCGCCCUCAAGAUGCACCGCAGGAUUCACACAGGAGAGAAGCCGUUUGCGUGCGACGAGUGCGAAUCCCGCUUCACUCAGAAGCACAUGUUGGCCUAUCACAAGCGGUCACACACAGGGGAGAAACCCUUCAUGUGUGAGGCGUGCGGGAAAAGCUUUGCAUCUAAAGAAUACCUGAGACACCACUCCAACAUCCACACCGGGACCAAGCCGUACAAGUGCGAGCUGUGUGGCCGAGGCUUCGCUCAGAGGAACUCCCUCCACCAGCACCUCAAGACACACACAGGCGAGCGUCCCUUCGGGUGUAAGGACUUUGACAAGAAGUUUACGCCGCUCAACGCCCUCCAGAGGCACCAGCGCAUCCACACGGGAGAGAAGCCGUACAUGUGCGGCCUUUGUAGGCGCACCUUCACCGACAAGUCCACCCUUCGCCGGCACACCAUGAUCCAUGACUCGGAUGCUCCCUGGAAAAACUACCUCGUGGUGCUGGAGGGAAACGUGGAAGACAAGAAACCCAAACCCCCCACUAAGGGAAAGACGGAUAAGGCAGAAGUAAAGGAGAAAAGGGGCGGGGUCAGAAAAAGUGCUGCGGUGGCAGGCGCCGCUGAUAAAACCCACACGGACUCCUUUGCGGCGCCGUCCGACCCGGUCGCCCUCCCGGUGGAAUGGACCGGUCAGGGGGCCGUCGCUCUGGUGAGCCACGACACCCUCGGCAGGAUCACGGUGUUUCACACAGAGAUGCUUCCCGGGACCCGGAUCCAGCCCGUCGGGACCACCGACAGCGCGGGGGCCAGCGUCGUCUCUUUGGACGGAGCGGCCGUCCCCGUCUCCCUCUCCAGCCCGGUGUCCGUGGCGCACAUCGUCCCCUCCUCCCUCUGUCCGCCGCCCCCCUCGGAUCCCGUUUCCGACGGCGAGUUGCCGCCGCUCCCCGCGAUCCGGAUCGUGUCGACGUCGUCCGUCCUGGAGGCGGCUGCCUCGCAGACCAUUCUGGCUCCGGUCUGGCAGCCUGCGGCCGCCGUCGAGGACGCCGUCUCGCAGUCUGACAUCCAGACCGUGAUCGUUGGCGCCAAUGAUUCUGGAGCGGAAGCGACUGCCGCCAUCCUGAGUGAUGAAGAGGAGAAGGCAGCGGAGGAGCCCUCGGGCCAACCUGAAGGGGCCGAAGAAGCUGUGUAGGAAAUGCUCCUGGAUGAAUGUUGUAUCAUGUACAUACUUCUGCAGUUGCGGUGUGUGAAUGUGGGAUCGACCACGUUACAAACUCCGUUUCAUGGACACACUUGAUGUGCUUCUCGCACUCCAUUGAAACAACAAUAAUAAAAGGUAUUGGUGAUUAACGGAG
Gasterosteus aculeatus aculeatus (three-spined stickleback) is the source of this 2763-nucleotide messenger RNA. It is a transcript of the gene gzf1, whose product is annotated as GDNF-inducible zinc finger protein 1. Gene Ontology annotation, biological process: regulation of gene expression. The record is from RefSeq and is a predicted model, not a curated record. Lineage: Eukaryota; Metazoa; Chordata; Actinopteri; Perciformes; Gasterosteidae. Gene Ontology annotation, cellular component: nucleus. Gene Ontology annotation, molecular function: protein binding.